Messenger RNA from Umbelopsis ramanniana AG, 3743 nucleotides. RefSeq lists its product as uncharacterized. Lineage: Eukaryota; Fungi; Mucoromycota; Umbelopsidomycetes; Umbelopsidales; Umbelopsidaceae. The record is from RefSeq and is a predicted model, not a curated record. Gene Ontology annotation, molecular function: ATP hydrolysis activity; P-type calcium transporter activity; ATP binding. Gene Ontology annotation, cellular component: endoplasmic reticulum; plasma membrane. The transcript is spliced from 14 exons. Gene Ontology annotation, biological process: calcium ion transmembrane transport; manganese ion transport; intracellular calcium ion homeostasis. Bases 62 to 3610 code for a protein of 1182 amino acids.
UUCAUAAACUAUCUCCUUCGGCGUCUGCUCUUUCAUCUACACGAGUAUCAAUUUACAAUUUAUGGACAAGCUCUCUUCCGACAGUACAGUGUCCACCUCAACGCUGUGUGCAAAAGAUGUAUAUAGCGAAAAAGAUAUCGAGUUUGGCGGCCAAGUACUCAAAGAUGGUCGUCGUUCAACAGAACACCAGAUAGAGAUAAAUGUUCAUGAUUUGGUCGGCUCAAUACAAAAUUCAGACAUCCCCUUAAUGGAGGUUCUGCAGGGAUUGCAAUAUGUCAUGGAUCAUCGCAUCCGUGGCGGCCACUUUGCAGACCUUGAUGAGUCUCUAAUGGAUCGUCUUUGCGAAGGCUUAUUGCUUCUUGCUGGCAAGACCAAGGGCAAUUUACUACGGAAAAGACCUACAGAAGAGGCUGACAUGGCAUUUUUCCUUUUUGGAGACUUUUUUGAAGAAGUAUCCGAUUUUAGACGUGUAGUAGGUCGUCGACUGGCUCACGAAAUACGUCUCAAUCUUAAAAUACAUUACCGUUGUCUCCCGAACUGUACAGCUGAGCAAAAGCAGGCCGCAUUGGCUAUCUUGCACAUGCUCACAAGGUCAUUUCCUCAAUUCAACGAUUGGAAGGAUCUGGUCGCUAAAGAUGAGCAUAGUACUGUCGAGAGCUUGUUGACAAGCCCCGAAGCUCAGGACCUCGAAAAAUCCUACAGUUACAAAAUGCCUCAACCUGGAGGCACAAAAUAUGCCCCACCUGCUCUCUACUUUGAUCGCACGGUUGAAAAGCUUCUGGCAAUGUUUCCAAAUACCCAUCCAGAAAAAGGUUUACCUUCAGAAGUACUGCCUGCCCUGUACAGUCAUUACGGCUAUAACCAGUUACCAGAUCCACCAAAAUCAAGUGCUCUAAAAAUACUCGGACGUCAACUCGCCGAUUUCAUGGUCAUUAUUCUCAUCAUAGCUAGUAUUGUGGAAGCUGCGCAACAAGACUUCAAAUCCAUGGCUGUGCUUCUUGUUGUCAUUGUUUUAAACACCAUCAUUGGCUUUUGGCAGGAAUUCAAAGCUAGUAAAACCUUGGAGGCAUUAUCGGAUCUAACAGUACCCAAAGCAAAUGUAAUGCGAGAUGGAGUCCUACAAAACGUUGAUUCAUCUGAAUUAGUGCCAGGGGACUUGGUCAUUCUGGAGGAAGGCGAAGCUAUUCCUGCAGAUCUGAGACUUAUUGAAGUUUCGCAAUUGCAAGCUAUGGAAAGUGUCUUGACGGGUGAAAGUGUUCCAACCACGAAAACGAUAGAGGCUGUCAGCGCAAAGACUCGUCGCAUUCCAUUGGGCGACUGUAAAGGCAAUGCAUUCAUGUCCACAGUGGUGGCCAAAGGAAGAGCCAAGGGAAUUGUAGUCCGUACAGGAACACAAACGGAGAUUGGCAAAGUUAGUAUGGCGAUCAAUUCUGGAUCAGAAAAAAGAGUCAUUACCCCUAUUCAAAGGAAAUUAGCAAAGCUUGGCCAGUAUCUUAUCAUCAUCGCAGUCGUACUAUGUGCCCUUGUUGUUGGUAUUGGCCUUGCAUGGAAAAAGGAUGCUAAAACUACCAUCAACAUUGGCUUGAGUUUGGCAGUUUCUGUCAUUCCUGAGGGUUUGAUCGCAGUUACCACUGUCACGAUGGCAUUAGCGGUUCGUCGUAUGGCUGCUGCCAAUUGUAUCGUUAGAACACUUCCUGCUGUCGAGACAUUAGGAAGUCUAACCGUCAUUUGUUCGGAUAAGACGGGCACGCUCACCCAAGGAAAAAUGACAGCGGCCGAACUUUGGACAACUGAUGGACUAGCAUAUGGAUUUACGGAAUCUCAAAGCUCAAGUCCUUUGGAUGGCAAGAUUAUAUCGCAAGCAGUUCCAUCCCUCCGAGUCCCAUCUCUAAACAAACUAACACCAGCAGUUUCAUCUCGAGAAGUGUCGCCUAGCAAUAUCGCCGCUAAUGCGCCUACCAUGACUCUAGCCUUAAUGGUAUCAUCACUAUGUAACAAUGCAUCAAUUAGCCAUUCUGAAGGUGAAUGGAAAGAAAUUGGAGAUCCAACUGAAGUUGCUUUGCUCGUUGCCGCUACCAAAUCCGGUCUUUCUCGUGCAACCUGGUUAAGCAAAGGGUUUUCAAAGGUCCAUGAAAAAGCAUUCGACAGCGAGCGAAAACUCAUGAGUUCGGUCUGGAAAAGCUCUGAGGGCAUUGAGUAUGUCCUUUGUAAAGGAGCGCCUGAAGAGGUACUUCGUAAAUGCACUCAUUUCUGCGAACCGACUGCGAAAUCCAACUCCAUACAUUCCAUUAUUCAUGGAGAGCGCAUUGAGGAUCAAGUUAUUAAUGAGGAUUUUAUCAAUGAAGUGUCUGAGGAAAGCUGUUCUAUGGCUAAGGAAGGGCUUCGUGUACUUGGUCUAGCUUAUCGUAAAGUCGAUGUCAUUAACGCCCUACAGAUAUCAACCGAGGAAAACGAUAGCCAUUAUGACGAAGCUGACCUAACUUUCAUUGGACUCAUUGGACUCAUUGAUCCUCCAAAAGAAGGCGUGAAAGAUGCUAUAGCCCGUUGCCAGCAAGCUGGCAUCAAAGUCAUUAUGAUCACUGGUGAUCAUGUGCAAACUGCUACAGCUAUCGCAACCCAGUUAGGAAUUGUUCAGCCCAAUAAUACUUGCACGGCAUACGCCAUGAUUGGAAGCGAAUUAGACCUCCUCUCCGAUGAAGCUAUUUUAGGAUUAAAUCCAUUUCCCAAUGUUUUUGCUCGAGUGAGUCCAGAUAACAAGUUAAAGAUUGUCAAGGCUUUGCAAGAAAGAGGAGAACAAGUAGCCAUGACUGGUGAUGGUGUCAAUGACGCUCCGGCCAUCAAAUGCGCAUCGGUUGGCAUUGCAAUGGGCUUGGCUGGAACAGAAAUAACGAAGCAAGCCGCUGACGUGGUGAUUGCCGAUGAUAACUUUGCAUGCAUUGUGUCGGCAAUUGAAGAAGGCCGCCAUGUUUUUGACAACAUCCUGAAGUUCAUUGUUUAUCUUCUGAGCUGUAAUGGAGCCGAAAUUUUUUUGAAUCUGGUGUGCGCGAUUUCUGGGAUGGAAUUGCCCUUUGGUACAGUUCUCAUUCUUUGGGCUAACAUCAUUGCUGAUGUCCCUCCCGCAAUGGCUAUCGGCGUUGAGCCCAAGGAAAUUGGAAUCAUGAAUCGCAAUCCUCGUAACCCCAAAAAAGGAGUUCUUACGAAAGUUACCUGGACUAUUGUCAUUUUCCAAGCAUUUUUAAUAUGUGCUUUGACAGUGGGCUUGUACGUGAUUGAUUUGAUGGUUUUGAAAAUGCCACUCAGUGCUGCACAAUCAGUGGCAUUCGUCAACAUGACUACAAUGCAACUUUUGCAAUCAUUUUUCUCCCGAUCCAUUAGCCAGUCUGUAUUUGUAACUGGCAUAUUUGGCAAUAAGUGGAUCGUAGGUGCAUUUGUACUUUCAUUUGGAGCUAUGGUGGCUGGUUGCUACAUACCAGCAUUGGCCAGUUGGCUACUGCUUGAGCAAAUUGGGUGGCUAGAAUGGUGCCAAGUCCUUAUUUGCUGUGUUAUCAUGACAGCAUUUGUAGAAGUAGAAAAAUGUAUUAUUAGACGAAGACUCACUGAUGUGCUAUAAUUAAUUACAUUAGGAUUGUUGUAAGGAAGGCACUAUUAUUCAUUAUUACGAUAUAUUUCUUCAUUAAUGCAUUGAACAAACGGUGAUUCAAUUGAGGAGCUGCGGCGGACGAUGCCCCCAUCGAUAAACUGAG